AUGAAGUGCAACGGUGCUGAGAAUACAGUCGAAGGUGAGCAGCCACCUGCGGCUGCUUCGAAUGACGUCCCAUGUGAGAAAGGAACUACGUCAAACGGCUCCAAAGAACCGAGUCCCUCACCGCAUCCAAAACCGUCCCCCAGCCUCAACGACUGCGUGGCUCAAUCGCUAGACAACAAUUCAUCUAAUAAUGAUACGAAGGUGGAGCCCAAGCUGGAGAGCUCGAGGCCGGGUUCAGCAUGUCCCGACGGUACACAAAGUAACGAGCCGUGGGGUAAUCAAAAGCAAGAAUACCCAUCGACGUCAACGCCGAGCGGCACGCAGACAACCCCAUCGAACGGACCUCAAAACACGCCUCAAGCGAGCCAGUCGUUCGUUUUCACAACGAACAUGGCGAACCAAGCUGCUGAGGCUGUCCUGUGCGCGCACUUCCCCUCAGUUGUUGCUUUCCACUGCGCACAGCCAUGCACACGGCAGUUGUUGGAGCGGAGACGAGCCAUGAUGGGCGCGAUGGGUCCCGGUUGGGGUCCUGGAGGUCCCAUGCCGGGUGGGCCGAUGGGCGGUUCGCCCAAUCAACCAGGUUACAUGAACAAUCACUUCCCUCCGGGUAACUUCCAAGGUCCAAUGAAUGGCCCACCAUUUGGAAUGCCGGGCGCUAAUGGACCCCGCGGAAUGAACGCAAUGGGUCCCGGUGGCCCCAUGGUCCCUGGUAAUUCACCUAUGAACGCACCGUUCCCUAUGGGUGGACCAUCGUCGAUGGGUUCGCACGGACCCAUGGGUCCAGGGGGUCCCGGUGGACCCGGAGGGCCGGGGGGUCCCAUGGGACACGGCGGUAGACCAAAUCCCGGGGUCAAGGGCUCCGACGAAAACCUGACGCCGCAACAAAGACAACACAGAGAAGAAUCGUUAGCGCAGCUCAAUAAAAUGCGGCAGAUGCUGUUCCCGGGGGAAGCGGGUAGCCCUGGAGGUCCUUCGGGAGGUCCCGGACCUCGAAUGAUGCAGUCACACGCCCUACCAGGACCCAUGCAAGGAGGUCCUGGUAAUCCGUACGGACCCGGUGGUCCUCUCGGACCUUCCAAGGGACCUCGAGGCCAAUACCCCCCGAAUCCUCGACAAAGCGGGCCGGGUGGCCCACCGAAUCAAGGAUCACAGUAUAAUUUCCGGCCGCCCGAUCAACCUCGGCCCAUGAGCCCAGCUAUGAUGGGGCAUCCUCAGAGUCCCUAUCAAGGGGGGCCGAUGGGUGGACCUGGAGGACCUUCACCAGAUCCCUCGCAGAUGGGAGCACCGGGGAUGAAUUUCAAACCCUCGACGUCGCCGCAGCUCCAUCCUGGUCCUUCUAAUUCACCGCAUCUCACUCAGACAAAUAAAUCGAAGAACAGUAAUCCGAUGUCACCUGUAGAUCUCCCGGGCGGAAUGAUGCCUUCACCUCAGCACAUGGGUUUUAACCCAAUGGACGGGGGUCCCGGAGGACCUGGUGGGCCUGGCGGUCCUGGUCAGCCUCCGAACGAUGGCCUCAUCGGGAACGAUCCUGUGGCUCUGCUAGAGAGCUUCGAUGGCAACGGAAUGAGCCAUCCGGGCGGUCCCAUGGGGGGUCCGUCUCCGGGUCCUGGCGGCAGAAUGGUUGGUCAAGGCGGACCCCCAUACGGUGGUCCCAUUGGUCCUGGAGUACCUCAAGGAGGGUCGCGAGGCCGGACGAACGUACAGGUCCGACCGGACGCACCAAAUACCAUACAAUACCUCCCCGCCAGGAGCCAGGGACCAGGACAGCCCCCGAACGCCCAAAUGCCGCAGCAGCGAGCGCCUAGUUUAGACUUUCUACAGAGGUACACGCGGCCUGAAAUGAAUAACAUGAAAGGCAUGCCUCCCGGUGGCCCGGGAGGUCCUAUGGGGGGUCCCAUGGGCCCUAUGGGUAAUGGGCCUAUGGGGGGACCUCAAGGAGGUCCCAUGGGCGGGCCUGGAUCGAUGGCGAAUGGACCCGGUCAACCACCAAUGCAAUAUUACCCUGACCAACAGCAUCUACAGGGCCCCCCCGUUGGAAUGGGUUUCAACGGUCCACCUGGCGGUGGCGGCGGCGUUGGAGGCGGGGGUCCCAACCAGAAGAACUUCUACGGUCAGCAGAACACAACGUCUGACCCCACGUACGCCGCGCAGUACCACAACUUUCAACAGCAGCUGUACGCUACGAAUACAACAAAAGGCCUUAAAUAA
Galendromus occidentalis (western predatory mite) is the source of this 2208-nucleotide messenger RNA. Its product is annotated as collagen alpha-1(III) chain-like. Bases 1 to 2208 code for a protein of 735 amino acids. NCBI's taxonomy places the organism in Eukaryota, Metazoa, Arthropoda, Arachnida, Mesostigmata, Phytoseiidae. The transcript is spliced from 5 exons. The record is from RefSeq and is a predicted model, not a curated record.